Messenger RNA from Mollisia scopiformis, 678 nucleotides. RefSeq names its product clp protease-like protein. Bases 1 to 678 code for a protein of 225 amino acids. Lineage: Eukaryota; Fungi; Ascomycota; Leotiomycetes; Helotiales; Mollisiaceae. Gene Ontology annotation, biological process: protein quality control for misfolded or incompletely synthesized proteins. The transcript has 2 exons. Gene Ontology annotation, molecular function: ATP-dependent peptidase activity; serine-type endopeptidase activity; ATPase binding. Gene Ontology annotation, cellular component: endopeptidase Clp complex. The record is from RefSeq and is a predicted model, not a curated record.
AUGCGAUGCUUCUCCACACAGCCUUCGAGAUCAGAACCGCCAAAAGCCUGGACGCCGAUACCGUACAUCACCGAGACCAUCGGAGGUGGCUGGCGACAAUCUGAUAUCUUCUCGAAGCUUUUACAAGAACGAAUCGUUUGUCUGAAUGGCGAGGUGAACGAAACCCUCUCUGCGGCCAUCGUCGCUCAACUCCUCUACCUCGAAUCCGAUGCCCCCGAGAAAGCUAUUACACUAUACAUCAACAGUCCUGGUGGUUCGGUUACUGCUGGCUUGGCGAUAUACGAUACUAUGACAUAUAUACGGUCUCCAGUGUCUACAGUAUGUGUUGGACAGGCUGCAUCCAUGGGUUCCUUGCUCCUUUGCGGCGGGGAGAAGGGAAAGAGAUUCUGCCUCCCUAAUAGCAGUGUCAUGGUGCAUCAACCUAGUGGCGGUUAUUUUGGGCAGGCCAGCGAUAUUGCCAUACACGCACAAGAAAUAUUGAGGGUGCGGAGGAAAUUGAACGAAAUCUUCAAGAGACAUUUGACGAAGGAGCAUACGCUAGAAGAUAUCGAGAGGAUGAUGGAGCGGGACAGGUUCUUGAGUGCCGAAGAAGCUUUAGACCUAGGCAUUGUGGAUGAGAUCCUUGAGCGAAGGACCGAGGACAAGAAAGAGGAGAAAGAGGUAGCAAUACAUGAAUGA